UUAGAAGUGAUUAAAACCAAAAAAAAUCAAUUUUGAAGUUUUCAUAACUUUUUUUUUCUGUAAAGGUUGCAUUUAAUUGCAAUUAAAAGUCUAGUGACGUUGAAGCAGUUUAUUUUUUUUUAUUUACACUUUACAUAUAGAUAGUUAAUUUUUAUAUACUAUACAAAGCUACUACAUACACCUUUGAGUAUUUUAUUACAUCGAAAACCACGUACUUAUAUAUACUUACAUAUAUACAUACAUAAGUAUACCUUUUGAAGCGAAGCUCAUAUUAUUGUAUAUGUGGUGUUUUUACAAAAAGUAAAGUGGAAAAAAAAACGUGCAUACGUGACACAAAAAUAAAAAAAAAAAUAUUCAAUUUUUGUUUUUGUUUUGAAAAAUUGCGACUGAAAAUCUUGUUCUUGUUGUUGAAUUGUUUGUUUCUUUAACACACGGAAAAUCACAAUUGAAUAUUUUAAAAGUGCUAAGAUUUGCGGUACAGAAUUUUCAAUUAUUACUCUUAAGAACAACAAACUGGCAUAUUUCAUUUGAAAAUAACGUCAAAAAAUUUAAAAAAUUUUCAAGAAAAAAAAUUAAUUUUGGAGCGAAAAAAGAUUUUUUUUAAAAAAAAAAAACCUGUUUUAUCUACUAUAUACAUACAUAAGUACACAAAUACGUACACGGUUAUCAAAAUAUAAUUUCCGCAAAAAUUAAAAUCAUAACCAACUUAUAUUUUGUUUUGUUUUUAGAAUUUGAAUAAAAAUCCAAGAGAACCAUUUGAUUUUUGAUACGUAAAAAAUUUUUAAAAUUAAAAAAGAAGAACGCUAGAGAAGGAGGAAAUACUGAAAAAAACAAAGCAAAGCAAACAAAUAACAAACAUUUUCCAUUUAAAUUUUGAAAAGAACGCAAAAAAAAAAAAUAAAAAACAAAAAUAUUUUAUUUAUAAAAAUAAAAGCGCGUAAAUUUUUUGUCGCUUGCACUUUUUAUUUUUAUUAUUCAAAAAAAUAACAAGGCCAAAAAAACGUAAUUUUUAUAAAUAAAUAAAAUAAACAUCACACAUUCUUAAAAGGAAGAUAAAAGAUUACACGAAUAAGAAUACGAAAAUAUAAAUAAUAAUUUAUUUUAUUAGAUAUUCACUUAUUGUGUGGCUGACCGCAAAAUUAUUAAAAACAAAUUCUCACAGUAAAAAAAAAAAUUUAAAAAGGAAACUAAGAAAAAUAAGCAAAUAUGACAAGCACACCACCAAAAGAGGAUCUAAUGGGAGAUUCUUGGAUUGAGUUAUGUGCCAGUCCAACUGGUAGUCAAAGAAGUACACCACCAUUAAUUGGACCACAAUUUAAAAGUCCAGAUCGUUGUGUACCAUUUUCGGCAACUGAAGAAUAUUUACGUUUAUUACGUGAAGCACAACGUGAAUCAAAUCAAUCAUCUCAAGUAUCAUUAGCAUCAUCAUCACGUCGUGAUACACCACAUUCUAGUCCAAAAUCACCACCAAACAGUCCAAAUACAGAACAUUGUCCAGAUGAAGAAUUAAAAAAUGUUUACAUCAAUUAUUGGAAUAAGGAUGGAGAUGCACACAAAGACACAGAUUGGAUUUGGGAAUGGAGUAGUAGACCAGAUCAACAACCACCAAAAGACUGGAAAUUCGAACACCCACAUGCAAAUCCAAAAAGAAAACCAAGAAAUUAUUCAAUACGUUUAGCACGUGUUGGAAAAAAUUCAUUAUUCUCAAAAGAAGUAUUGUAUUCUUUACUAUUGACAAAUGUUUUAUCAUUGUUAUUAGGAGCUGGUUUAGGAUUGUGGCUUAGUAGACGGGGAAUUUUAUUAGCUCGAGUUACUAUCGACUGAGAUAAUAAUUACAUUUUAAAAAGUAUAUGCCCAUCUUAUAUAAUGUGCACAUACAUCCACUGAAGUUUUUAUUGAAAUAUUAAUACAUACUACAUACAUAUACUAUUUUUAUCAUAAACUAAUAAACAUAAAUAAUAUUAUAAUAAUAUAUUAUAUAAUUCGAAAAUCACAAUAUUUUAAAUAAUUAUAAAAGAAAUGAAAUAUGUUUUUUUUUUAUUAUUAAAAAAAUUUUUAAUAUUACAAAAUGAAAUAAAUAAAAAUGAUAAAAUUAAAAAAAAAAAAUGGAAUAAAAAUGUUA
Molecule: messenger RNA, 2122 nt
Organism: Condylostylus longicornis
Lineage: Eukaryota; Metazoa; Arthropoda; Insecta; Diptera; Dolichopodidae
Product: BCL2/adenovirus E1B 19 kDa protein-interacting protein 3-like
Exons: 5
Coding region: 1207-1824 (205 amino acids)
Biological process (GO): mitochondrial outer membrane permeabilization; positive regulation of apoptotic process
Cellular component (GO): nucleus; mitochondrial outer membrane; mitochondrial envelope
Source: RefSeq, a predicted model, not a curated record